GCCAAGCAACCCCUGCCUCUGUUCUCUUUCUGACCUAUCGGAUACCUGCCGCCGCCAUCCGCUGGCAGAGUGACAGGCAGCACGCCCCAUCCGACCCUGCGCCUGAAUCCCGAGGGUUCAUCAUUGUCGAGCCCCGACGACUUCCACAUUCUUUCUGCUCCGGCGUUACCUCCUUUCCUCUACCCCAACUUACGAACCCGUCCAAGCUGCCCAAAGCAUACAUGACGAUCGAGCCGGCCGCCGACAUCCUUCGUAUCUCAUAGGCCUCCGGGCUGUCCCUCUAAUCCGGCUUCCCGUUAUCGCCAACUCUCGCAGGAGGCCAUGGCUGAACGAACAACUUCCGCCUCGUCGAAGCGGACGAAGCCAGGCAGCGAUGACGCCAUCGGGAACUUCGUCAUAGACAAGGAGAUUGGAAAGGGGAGCUUCGCCCAGGUCUACUCUGGCCGCCACAAGGUCACUGGUGCCCUAGUUGCCAUCAAGUCCGUUGAGCUUGCCCGUCUUAACAAGAAACUAAAAGAGAAUCUCUAUGGCGAGAUCAAGAUCCUCAAGAGGCUUCGCCAUCCUCACAUCGUUGCCCUCCAUGACUGCGUCGAGUCGGGGACGCACAUCAACCUGAUUAUGGAGUACUGCGAACUGGGCGAUUUGUCGUUCUUCAUCAAGAAGCGAGACAGGCUCAUCACAAAUCCUGCCACACACGAGCUCGCACGCAAAUACCCUGUCGCCCCGAACUCUGGCCUGAACGAGGUCGUCACGCGCCACUUCCUGAAGCAGCUCGCUAGUGCCCUCAGUUUCCUGCGUAAGGCCAACCUCAUCCACCGCGAUGUCAAGCCCCAGAAUCUGCUGCUGCUGCCUUCCCCCCAGUAUCGCGAGGCGAACAAGAUGGCGAAACAGAUUCUCAGUGCUAGCCACGAUUCUCUCACCCCAGCAACUGGCCUACCUUCGCUUCCGAUGCUCAAGCUGGCAGAUUUCGGGUUUGCCCGUGUACUCCCAUCCACCUCGCUCGCUGAGACACUCUGCGGCUCGCCGUUGUACAUGGCGCCCGAGAUUCUCCGCUACGAGCGAUACGAUGCCAAAGCAGACCUGUGGUCGGUUGGUACCGUGCUGUACGAGAUGGCAACAGGAAAACCACCUUUCCGGGCAGGAAACCACGUGGAGCUGCUCAGGAAGAUUGAAGCCACCGAGGAUCUUAUCAAGUUCCCACGCGAAUGCAUCGUCAGCACAGAUAUGAAGGCUUUGAUUCGGGCGUUGUUAAAACGGAAUCCCGUGGAACGGAUAGGUUUCGACGACUUUUUCGACCACACCGUCAUCUCGGGACCGAUCCCCGGCCUUGUCGAGGACGAUAUUCCCAAGGAAGAGCGUCCAAUCUCGGGAGAAGUCAGGGUUUCCCCCAAAGUCGACGAACUUGCGACUCUAUCACGAAAACAAUCCCUCAGGCGAUAUACCGCUGAGCAAGAUCCGAGUCGUGAGUCCGGAGCCCCACCAUCACCGAAGCCGCGCCGGUCAUCGCCCCUCGCGACGCCUAUUGAACCCACGCCGAAUCCGGGGGAGCAAGUAUCUAGUCCUCGUUUAAGCUACUUCCCGCAGCAAGAAGCAGAAGAGGGCCUGGGGAUACGACGUCCCGCCACGGUCCAGCCGUCUACUUCGGCGCCGGUUCGCGCCAUUUCGUACGUUGACCGCAGUCGGCGGUACUCGAAUGCCUCUCUAAAGGCCGCCACCCGCGACGCCCAACCUCCGCCGCAGGACCCUCCAAGUCGUGCCAGGACCAAGAGCGCUGCGGGUCGGCCCCUUACGGAGGAAGAGAAGUCUGCCCAAGACGUGGCGUUUGAACGGGACUACAUCUUCAUCGACAAGACGGCCGUUGAGGUCAACGCGCUUGCGGACCAGAUUUCGCUCUACCCUCCCCAAGCACGGUCGCCCAAGUCUGGUCAAAUUGUGAGGCGGGCGACACAGCAGGGAGCUCCAACGUCGACCACUGGUGCCGUGCCCAACCACUCCUCAAGAAACCAGCCCGGGCGGAACGACCACUACCGGAAAGUGUCUUACGACAAGACUCUGUCCAGCAGUCCGGGCGGUGCAACGUCUGUCAUCUCCAAGGCUAUCCAAGAUGCCAGCCUUCGGCUCUUCGGGUUCAGGUACCCGCCACAACUGCUCGGCAAAGGGCAGUCGCCGCCCCAGAUCUACAGUCCAUUCCCAGCGUACCCAACCCCGUCUGUGCCGGCCGGUUUGAUCAUGGAUGGGAAGCUGAGUACUCCGGUGGAUGAGGACUCGCGAGUCUCGCAGUGUAUCGAGGAGUACGCAACACGGAGCGACGUCGUAUAUGGCUUCGCCGAGGUCAAAUACAAGCAGCUCGUUCCCAUGGCUCCAUCGACCGAACAUGGCCUGGGCGGUGUCCCCGCCGACAGGAUGGGGGAGGAAGCCGAAGGGCUAACAGUGGAUGCAGUGGUCUCCUUGUCGGAGGAGGCUUUGGUCCUCUACGUCAAGGCACUCUCGCUGCUUGCCAAGUCGAUGGAUAUUGCCAGCCUGUGGUGGUCGCGCAAGACCAAAGCGGACUCAAGCAACAGCCUCCACUCGGCCACGAGGGAAUCAGUUAACAGCCAGGCGCUGGGGCUAAAGAUCAACGCAGCGGUCCAAUGGAUCCGGUCUCGGUUCAACGAGGUCUUGGAGAAGGCCGAGGUUGUCCGGCUAAAACUAAUUGAAGCACAAAAACAGCUGCCCGAGGAGCAUCCUAGCCAUCCGAGCAACCAUGGGCCCGAGACGAGCGCGGCGAGCGGCUCCGGUGCCGAGGGGGUGUUCCUGUCGCCCGGCCUGAGCGCUGAGAAACUGAUGUACGACCGCGCCGUCGAGAUGAGCCGCACGGCCGCCAUCAACGAGAUCGCCAGCGAAGAUCUGCCAGGCUGCGAGAUUUCGUAUGUGACAGCCAUUCACAUGCUCGAGGCGGUGCUCGACAGCGACGACGACCAUCUGCCUUCUAAACGGCGUGUCUCGAGCUCGUCCAAGGAGGAAAAGCAGCCAGUCGCAGCUCAGGAUGCCUCAGGCGACAUGAGCAGCGACGACAAGCAGACGGUGCAGAAGAUGAUUCAAAUGAUCAACGGCAGACUUGCCAGCCUACGGAAGAGGAUGUAUGCGAUCGCUGCGGCGUCCAAGGCCCAGCAACAGCAGCAGCAGCAGAUGACGGCGCGAAGACGCAGCGGCGAUGUCACGCCGCGGAGCGUACCCAGCUGAGAGGGUACAUACAGUACAGACUUUGACUAUUUCAACGGAGAGCGGCGCAGAUAUCGAAGGAGCUCACUCAUCCUCAUCAGGAGCUCGGGUCCCACAGUUGGCAUUCCCGCUCAGCUCCUCCGGCUGCUUGGACUGAUACCUGGUCUGACCAGGAAAGGGGGCGUUGCUUUUGUGCGAUAACGUCUUGCAGGCGGUAUCUGACGCAUCGGAGCUGGCGCUUGGCUUUAUGGGACGUGUGUUGUGUUGAAGAUUUCGUCUCCUCGGCAGAGGACCUGGCGAACCCAGUUGCCAGCUUGAUUUGAGUUGCUCUGAUGAGCCUCGUGCAGACUCUUUUAUCGGCCUUUCCGGGGACCCUGGCGUUGAGGGGCGGGGAGUACUUUACUCACACGGCGGUCUGUUUGCUAUUAUUAUCAGGAUCGUUAGCAUGUUUUGGAUUUUCCGUUUCAGUGUCU
This is a messenger RNA of Parathielavia appendiculata, 3674 nucleotides long. RefSeq names its product Pkinase-domain-containing protein. Gene Ontology annotation, cellular component: cytoplasm; phagophore assembly site membrane; cytosol. Gene Ontology annotation, molecular function: ATP binding; protein serine/threonine kinase activity. The coding region runs from base 322 to 3222 and encodes 966 amino acids. Gene Ontology annotation, biological process: regulation of autophagy; piecemeal microautophagy of the nucleus; protein autophosphorylation. NCBI's taxonomy places the organism in Eukaryota, Fungi, Ascomycota, Sordariomycetes, Sordariales, Chaetomiaceae. The record is from RefSeq and is a predicted model, not a curated record. The transcript has 3 exons.